GUCGGCCAUAUCUGUCUUUUUGCCGUGACUGAAGGAGAGAACCCGAGUCAUGAAAGGAAUCCGAACUCUUAAUCAACUCUCCAAACGAUGUUACGUAGCCCCGAGACAGAGUGGCUCUCUGACUGAACCGUUUUUGACAAAGAAGCCUUCGUCCCCGCCUCUCCCAGCCCAAGAUGUCCAGGUGUCCAAACUUCCCAGCGGUCUCGUCAUUGCGUCCCUGGAGAACUACUCUCCCGUCUCUAAAAUCGGAGUAUUUGUGAAAGCGGGCAGUCGCUAUGAAACGGUGGAAAGCCAAGGAGUCACUCACCUCCUGCGAUUGGCCAGCAAUCUGACUACCAAGGGAGUGUCUGCGUUCAGGAUCUGUCGGGGCAUUGAAGCCGUGGGGGGCAGUCUCAGUGUGACCUCAUCAAGAGAAAACAUGGUGUACUCUCUAGACUGCCUGAGAGAUGACUUCGCUGAGGUCGUGGAGUACUUGACCAAUGUGACCGCAGCUCCAGAGUUCAGGCCAUGGGAGGUGUCUGACCUCUCCCCCAGGGUUAAGAUAGACAAGGCCAUCGCUAAUCAGUGUCCACAGAUCUCUGUUGUUGAGAAGUUGCAUGAAGCUGCAUAUAAGAACGCUCUUUCCAACUCUCUGUACUGUCCGGACUACAUGGUGGGGAACAUCACUCCUGAUCAUUUGCACUCUUUUGUUGAGAAGAAUUUCACGAGUGCGAGAAUGGCCCUGGUCGGAAUAGGUGUCAAGCACUCAGUACUGAGGCAGGUGGGAGAGCAGCAACUGAACAUACACAGAGGACCUGGUGUGGGCGGGACUAAAGCCAUCUACCGCGGAGGUGAGCUGCGUGUGCAGAACGGAGACGGACUGGUCCACGCCCUGGUGGUUAGCGAGGGGGCGCUGGCGGGAUCGGCAGAGGCCAACGCCUUCAGCGUGCUACAGAGGGCUCUGGGAGCGGGACCACACGUGAAGAGAGGCUCCAAUAUCACCAGCAAGCUCAGCCAGGGUAUCGCCAAGGCAACCACGCAACCAUUCGACGCCUCAGCUUUCAAUGCCACAUACUCAGACUCGGGGCUGUUUGGAGUUUACACCAUUUCACAGGCCGACUCAGCCGCAGAGGUGAUUAAAGCAGCAGUGGGCCAGGUGACCGCGGUGGCACAAGGGGGUCUCUCUGAAGAGGAUCUGGCCAGAGCCAAGACCCAGCUAAAGGCAGAGUACCUGAUGUCUCUGGAGAGUUCAGAGGGUCUGUUUGAAGAGUUGGGUGCCCAGGCACUGGCCACAGGAACCUACAGUUCAUCUGAGGUCGUGACCCAAAGCAUCGAUGCUGUGACCUCCACCGAUGUUAUGAAUGCUGCAAAGAAGUUUGUGGCAGGCAAGAAGACAAUGGCUUGUAGUGGCCACUUGGUGAACACACCUUUUGUGGACGAGUUGUGAGAAACGUGGUUAUUUAACAUUUUACCUGAGGCUGUUUAUUUGACAAACAGAAGACCCUGAAAACAGUUAUAAUGCAAUGGCCUCCCACUGGCCAAGUCUCUGUAUCAGUCUCCACCAACUGCUGUUUGUUCUGUACGAAAUGUUCCACAUCGACAGAGGGAAAUGCAUUUUUGUCCAUUUCAUUGUAUAUCUGAUGUAAAUUCAUUAAAAGGUCUAUCCACAGUA
Messenger RNA from Chanos chanos (milkfish), 1651 nucleotides. RefSeq names its product ubiquinol-cytochrome c reductase core protein 2a (gene uqcrc2a). Gene Ontology annotation, molecular function: metal ion binding. The record is from RefSeq and is a predicted model, not a curated record. Lineage: Eukaryota; Metazoa; Chordata; Actinopteri; Gonorynchiformes; Chanidae. The transcript is spliced from 14 exons. Gene Ontology annotation, cellular component: mitochondrion. The coding region runs from base 50 to 1426 and encodes 458 amino acids.